Messenger RNA from Oldenlandia corymbosa var. corymbosa, 7170 nucleotides. NCBI's taxonomy places the organism in Eukaryota, Viridiplantae, Streptophyta, Magnoliopsida, Gentianales, Rubiaceae. The record is from the annotation of a GenBank genome assembly.
AUGGCCUCCAACAUCACUGCUUAUAUUGAUUCUGUCUUACACAAUUUACAAUUGCUGGUCCAAAAGACUGUACGUUCUAGUAAUGUCAAUAAGCACUACCUUGAAUGUAUGUUGAACCACUUAAGGUUCAUGUUAAAGAAUCUCAAGAUGUUUGCUCUUUCUACUGGACAGUUGGAAGACGAUAUGGAAGAUACUGUUUGCAGAAUCGCAAAGUUCGUUGACACUUUAUAUAAUCUGGUUUCCGGUGGUCGAGCUAGAUUUGCAGGUCAUGUAGAAGUCAUCCAUUAUUUCAGUGAACAAGCGAACAAAUGCUACUUUCAACAAAUUCUUGUGGACUAUCAGUCCAGCUUCCGUGAUUAUGCAUUUCUAAAGAGGGCAAUGAAUGCCUUGGAAGAGCAGAUACUUUUCUUGAAAAGUUUCAUCCUUUUUGCCACACGGGAUGUUGUUGAAUCCAAAGAAAAUCUGUUGUUAGCUCAUGCUGGAGAGGUUACCAUCGAUGCUGCAUUCCUCUUUCUUAAGGAUAGACCUUAUGUAUAUAAUGAAUUUUCUGAAUUUCUUUAUAUUCCGCUAAGAGUUCAAGAAGAAAUGCUGUCUGAGAUUUCAACAUUGAUCCAGAAGAUACAACCAAUUGAUCCUCGUGUCUGUAUGAUUUACACUAAAGCACUUGAUAGCUCAAAGCUGGUAACACGGUUACUCUGUGCGGCGGAGAGUAUCAUCGAUGUUCGUAUCGCGCCAAAGGAAUUCAUUUCUUCUUUCUUAGGUGUUCUUUGGGAGCUGCUUUCAUCAGGUCACCCCGUCACAGUUCCCAUUCCUGUGAAGGGUCAAUUGCAAGAGUUGUAUGAAGGACUCAGGUUCUUGAGGAUCAAGCUUUUUGGGCAGAAGCAACCAAACGUAUUUGAUGUGAAAAUGAAGGAAGACAUUAGAGAUUUGAUGUGCGAUGCUGGAGUCUUAAUUUUCCCAUUCUACCAGACACAGGUACAAUUAGACCUUGAGCUUCUUCAGCAUUUGGUAGAAGCAAUCCAGGUUAUUCGAGCAAAAUUUGGGGACAAGGAUCCCAAAGUACCAAAAAGUAGUACUCAAUUGGCUUUUUUGGACUUCUUAUUGGAAAGAUUGAUGGAGCUGACAACUAACGAGGCUGACUUAGAUGCUAAGACUCAUACUCAAACUAUCCGAAACGAACUCAUCCACUUAAGAAGUUUCUUGGGGGAUACUGUGGAGUUGCAAAAUAAUGACCAGGAGGAAAUCGAAGCUCUCUGGGGUCGUGUUUUGGAGGUGGCAUUCAAGGUAGAGGACAUCAUCAACUACCUCAUGGUUGGCAAUAUUCCACAAUAUGCUUCAACAUUAUCUCAUUCUAUCAUGAAAGACAUUGGCAACAUUUGGACAGAAGUCCAAGUCAAGGCACCAGGAAUAAAACUCAAAAGAGAAGGAAUCAAAGUGAAGGAAGUAACCAUGACUAAUCGCAACGUUCCAUCAAUAACUCCCUCAAUUAAUGCAAAUAUGGUUGUAGGCUUCCAUCAGGAGGCAAUCUCAAUUAUUGAUCGGCUCACGAGAGGGGCGAAGAAAUUGCAGGUAGUGUCCAUUGUGGGUAGGCCUGGAAUAGGGAAGACCACAUUGGCUGAAAAAGUUUACAACGAUCCAUGUAUCACGUACCAUUUUUCAGCUUGUGCACUCACUACUGUUUCUCAAACAAUUGACAGCAAGAGAGUGUUGCUUGAACUCUUAAAACAGGUUGCUCCUGACAAAUGUUCACUGAUCAUCACUUCUGAAACAACUGCAGAUGAUGUAGCAAACCAGCUAAGGCGCAGUUUGAAGCAAAAGAGAUAUUUGAUUGUUCUGGACGAUAUAUGGGAAGCAAAAGCCUGGCAUAGCUUGCAACAAGCAUUUCCUGAUGAUUCUAUGGGAAGUAGGAUUUUGCUCACAAGUCGUAGUUAUGAGGUGGCUCCUUCAGAUAUGCUCGACGAGAAACCUCAUGAACUCAGACCACUUAAUGAAGAGGAGAGCUUGGAGUUAUUUCAGAUGAAAUCAUCAGCUGGAAGUGCAGAGUCCCCUGCACUAGGCGAUCUUAGGAGGCAAAUUCUUCAAGUCUGCAAAGGAUUACCUCUUAAAAUUGUUGUUGUAGCUGGACUUCUAAAAUCCUCAGAGCCAGAGGAAUGGAAUAAAGUCCUGGAAAGUUUAAGCUCAAGCAAUGUGUCAGAGAGCUUCAAGGACACUCUGGAGCUGAGUUAUAGGCAUCUACCGGAGCAUUUAAAACCAUGCCUUCUCUAUCUUGCAACAUUUCGAGAAGAUCAACAAGUCUCGGUGAAGAGGUUGCUCUAUUUAUGGAUGGCGGAAGGAUUCAUUCGAAAAGUGGAGAUGAAGCGCCUGUUAGAUGUUGCUGAAGAGUAUCUAAAUGAUUUGAUUGGCAGAAGCUUAGUUAUGGUUACCAAGAAAAAAUCCACGGGUGGAAUUCGCACCUGCCGCAUUCAUGACUUGCUUCAUGAAUUCUGCUCCCAGAAAGUCCAAGUUGAGCAUUUUUUCCAUUUCCUUCAAGGAGACGAGGAUGAGCUGUCAUUAGUUAAGGAGCCACGCCAUCCAUGGAGGUUGAGCAUGAACUCUGGUUUUGAGCUUUUGCUAAACUCGAAAAUAUACUGGUUUCGGGUUUGCUCUCUGCGAGUCUGUGUAUUCUACAAGACACUGCAGGAAAACAUUUCAGUCAUGUACUUGAGGAUUUGGAGAUAUCUAAGAGUAUUAGAUCUGGAGGAAGUGAAGGUAUAUGGUGAGAUUCCCAGUGAAAUAGGAUUACUUGUACUGUUGGCCAUGUUCGCAAUUGGAAGCUACGGUGUAAGGAUCCCAACGUCAGUGGGUGACCUCUCUAAUUUAGAGACACUUAUUAUCAGUGGAUAUUACGGGGAGGAGGACUUCUGUUUGCCAAUCACAUUCUGGAAUCUAAAGAAAUUGAAGCAUCUUUACAUGAAGCUCCAUUUUCGGGGUGGUUUGCCCAUUGAAAACCUUGACGAUUCCUGUUACUUAUAUGAGUUGGAUAGAAUUUCUGGAGUAAUUUUUCCUCAUGACUGGAGGAUGGAACGGGUGGUGAAAAUGUUUCCUAACAUCCGCAAGUUGAAAUGCAGAAUUCGAGGAUUCGAUGAUAAUCAUGCAGGAAAGCUUGUCCAGAUUGCAGCUCCUGUCUCUUUGUGUCAGCUGAAAUCACUUAAUAUAUCUGUAGACUACAAUAAACUACCUGAAGGCAUUAUGUUUGAGUUGAGUUUUCCUGCAAAUCUGAAGAAAUUGUCAUUGUCAGGCAUACCUUUGUCAAAGAAAUGCCUUUCAAGCAUUGGCAAAUUGCCUAAUCUGGAAGUCCUCAAAUUAGAGGGUAUUGUUUUCGAAGGGGACACAUGGGCAAUGGAAGAAGAGGAAUUCUACAAACUUAGAAUACUAAAAUUGAAUUCCAGGUGGCUUCACUGGUGGAAUGCUCCUGAUGAUCAAGUGAUGUGUCUUGAAGAUUUGGAAUUGAGUGACUGCCUUGUGUUGAAAGAGAUGCCUUCUUGUCUAGGAACCCUUGAGACGCUUCAAAUGAUCAAGGUCAUUCAUUGUGGUGUCGUCGUUGAAACAUUAGUGAAAAAGAUUGAGGACUUACAGGUGGAGUUUGGAAACUCAGAUCUGAAGGUCAUGAUUCAAUCGAGACGCAAAAAUUUGGAACACGAUAAACGUUGGACAUCUUUCUUGGCAAACAUAGGCAAUUCUGUUCGCAGAGUCGCCAAGCUCAUCGACUCUUAUAGAGUUGAUUCCGGUGGUGGUCGAGAGCUCAUCAUGUAUUUCGUUGAGAAAACAACUGAAUGGAAACCAAGUUUGUUAGCUGCGGCUGGACAAUCAAAUUCUUUCUCAACUGAUGAAAUGUUGGAAACCAUUGGCUACUACGAACAAAAUGUUGCGGACUAUCUGGAUCGUUUAUUUCUUAUAGCUCAAAGUUUACAAGAUGAGAUGAAAGCCCUGGGAGAGCAGAUGAUUUUCUUGAAAAGUUUCAUCCUUUUUGCCACACAAGGAGGUAAUGUAAAACCCAUACAAGAUUUGUUAGCUCAUGCUGGAGCUGUAACUAUUGAGGCUGCAUACAUCCUUCUUAAGGAUGGAGCUUACCAGUAUGAUGGAACACUUUCUGGAUCAUAUCAUAUUCCAGAAAAUGUUAGUGAAGGAAUGUUGUCCAAGAUUCAAGCAUUGAUUGGAAAGAUCAAGCCAACUGAUCCUCGUGCCUGUGAGAUUUAUGCUAAAUCCCUGCAUAGCUCAAAGUCGGCGACAUCGUUACCCUGUGUGACAAAUCGUAUAGAUGUUGUUCUCCCACCGAAGGAACUCUUUGGUUGUUUCUUAUUUGUUCUUUGGGAGCUGCUACCCCUGGAUCACCCUAUGAAGGAUCUCAUUCCUGUGAAGGAUCUUUUUCCUGUGAAGGAUCAAUUGCAAGAACUAUAUGAAGGACUCAGGUUCUUGAGGAUGAAGCUUUUUUGGCAGAAGCAAGCAAACAUAUUUCCUGUGAAUGUGAAGGAGGAAAUUAGAGAUCUAAUGUGUGAUGCUGGAGUCUUCAUUUUCCCAUUAUACCAAGCACAGGCACAAGUAGACCUUAACCUUCUUGAGAAUUUGUUAGAAGCACUCAAGGACGUUGAAGGCAGAUUUGAAGAAAAGGAUCCUGAAGUACCAAAAAGUAGCACACAUUUGGCUUUUUUGGACUUUUUGCUAGAGGAAUUGAUGGAGCUGACAAUUAGCGAUGCCAGCUCCAAAAGUCAUGCUGAAACUAUCCGAAAUGAACUCAGCAACUUAAGAUCUCUCUUGGCGCAUGUUGUGGAAUCGCCGAAUCAUGAUAAGCAGGAAAUCCAAGAUCUUUGGGUUCGUGGUUUGGAGGUGGCAUUCAAGGUGGAGCGUAUCAUCAACUACCUCUUGGCCGGUGAUAUUCCACAGCAUCAUAUUUCAACAUUGUUUGAUUCUAUUGUGAUAGAUAUCCGCAAUAUUCUGCAAGAAAUAGAAGAGAUCAUCAAACGGCAGAAAGUCACCAGGAGGACUAACAGUCGAGUGCGAUCAACAACAACAACAACAACUCCCUCUAUUGCAAAACGUCAGGUUGUAGGCUUCGACCAUGAUGCAGAGUCAGUUAUCAAUCGGCUCAAGAAUAGGGCGAUGGAGAAAUUGCAGAUUGUGUCCAUUGUUGGUAUGUCGGGAAUAGGCAAGACCACAUUGGCCGAAAAAGUUUAUGAUCAUCCUUCUAUCUUCUACCAUUUCUCAGCCCGUGCAAUCACUGGAGUUUCUCAGAAAUUUGACAGAAAGAGAGUGUUGCUUGAACUUUUAAAUCAAGUUAAUCACACACAAGGUUCGCUGACAUAUUUGAUCGUUUUGGAUGAUAUUUGGGAUGCUGAUGCCUGGAGUGGCUUGAAACUAGCAUUUCCCGAUGACCGUAACGGAAGUAGGAUUUUGUUGACCACUCGAAAGCAGGAGGCGGUGGCUGAGCUUGAUAAGACACCUCAUAAGCUCAGAUCACUUAAUGAAAAGGAGAGCUUCAAGUUAUUUCGGAUGAAAUUAUCCACUGCAAGUGCCGAGUCCCCUGCAUUAGACACAAAUUUUCGGAGGCAAGUUUUUCAAAUUAGCAAUGGAUUACCUCUUGACAUUGGCACUGUAGCUGGACUCCUAAAUUCCACUGCCCCGAAGGAAUGGAAUAAAGUUCUGGAAACUUUAAGGUCAAGAAAUAGUACAUCUAAGGACAAACUGGAGCUCAGUUAUAGUAAUCUACCGGAGCAUUUAAAACAAUGCCUUCUCUAUCUCGCAACAUCUCGAGAAGAUCAACAAGUCUCUGUCAAGAGGUUGCUGUAUUUGUGGAUGGCCGAGGGAUUCAUUCGAAAAGCAGAGAUGAAGCGCGCCUUAGAUGUUGCUGAGGGGUAUCUGAAUGAUUUGACUGUCAGAAACUUACUAAUGGUAACCAAGAACAGAUCCAGAGGUGGAAAACGAACCUGCCGCAUUCAUGACUUGCUUCGUGAAUGUUGUUUGCAGAAAGUCCAAGAUGAACCCUUUUUCCAUUUCAUUGAAGGAGGAUAUGAGGCGCUGUCAGCAUUCAAGGAGCCGCGCCACCCAUGGAGGUUAUGCAUUAACUCCGGUUUCGAGCAUGUGCUGGACUCGAAAGUAUACUGGCCUCGGCUUCGCUCUCUCCGAGUCAGUUUAAACAACAAGCCGAUGAAGACGAAAAUCUCAGUCAUGCAUUUGCGCAUCUGGAAAUUUGUAAGAGUACUAGACCUGGAGCAAAUGGAGUUAUGUGCUGAGAUUCCAAGUGAGAUAAGACUACUUGUUCUGCUGGCUUUCUUUGCAAUUCGAGGAUAUAGUUUGAAAAUCCCGGACACAAUCGGUGGCCUCUCUAAUUUGGAGACACUUAUUAUAGGUGAAUUGUCAUCGGACAAGGAACUUUCCUUGCCGGUCACAGUCCGGAAUUUACAGAAAUUGAAGCAUCUUUACAUGAAUGGCGUUGCUCCGGGUGUUUUGCACAUUGACAAUCUUGAUCACAACAGUCCCUGUAGCUCGUGGGAGUUCUUGGAUAGAGUUUCUGGUGUCAUUUUGCCUUCUGACUGGAGAAUGGAAAGGGUAAUGAAAAUGUUUCCAAAUAUCCGCAAGUUGAAAUGCAGAAUCCAGGGAUUUGACAAUAGUCAUGCAGGAAAGCUUGUCCAGAUUGCAGCUCUUGUGUCAUUGGCUCAGCUGAAAUCACUCAAUAUGUCCGUGGAUAAAUCUGGGAAACCCGAAGGCAUUAAAUUUGAGUUGAGUUUUCCUGCAAAUCUGGAGAAAUUGUCACUGUCAGGCAUUCCUUUGUCUAAGAAGUGUCUUUCAAGCAUUGGCAAAUUGCCAAAUCUUGGAGUCCUCAAAUUAGAGGGUACUGAUUUCGAAGGGGACACGUUGACAAUGGAAGAAGAGGAAUUCUCCGAACUUAGAAUAUUGGAAUUGAGUAAUUCCAGGUGGCUUAAGUCGUGGAGUGCUUCUGAAGAUCAAUUGAGGUCUCUUGAGGAGUUGGAAUUGAGGGAUUGCCUUUUCCUGAAUCAUUUGCCCUCUUGUCUAGAAACAUGUCCUGCGCUCCAAAUGAUCAAGGUCAUUCGUUGCCCUAAAGUCGUUGAAAGGGUGAAGCAGAUUGAGGAAUUACAGGAGGAGUUUGGAAACUCAGAUCUGAAGGUCAUUAUUUAA